Molecule: messenger RNA, 3420 nt
Organism: Acanthopagrus latus (yellowfin seabream)
Lineage: Eukaryota; Metazoa; Chordata; Actinopteri; Spariformes; Sparidae
Gene: efemp1
Product: EGF containing fibulin extracellular matrix protein 1
Exons: 11
Coding region: 358-1731 (457 amino acids)
Molecular function (GO): calcium ion binding
Source: RefSeq, a predicted model, not a curated record
CCUCCUGCUCGCUCGCUGCACUCCGGUGAGAGACGAACCCGGAGCUCUCUCAACCUGCCCGGUACACCGCCCCCAGCAUGUCAUACUGUACGAGCCGCAUGUUCAUCACAAGUGCUGCUCGCUCUCCCGCAACCAUCUAACAUCCACAAUAAAGAGCCGGCCUGCCGCUGCUGCUGCUGCUGCUGCUGCGCACACGCUCGGAUCUGCAGCAACAACUACAAAAAAAAAAAAAAAGAAAGAAAGAAAGAAAGAAAGAAAAAGAAAAACACGGGGACGUUUUCCUUCUUCAGCACACCGGGAGAGUUUGGGGAUCCGCAGGUAUAAUUGCAGUGCCGCUGCUCCGAGGUUUUGCUCGACAUGCUGAGGAUCUGCGUGUGUCUCUGUGCGGUUUUCAGCCAUGUCCUCUCUCAGGAGGCUGAGGAGCCCAUCUCCUACACAUGCACAGAGGGCUAUGAGUAUGACAGAGUCAGAGAGCAGUGCAGAGACGUCGACGAGUGCGCCUUGUUAGAGGACGCCUGCAAAGGAGGGAUGCAGUGCAUCAACCACUUCGGCGGGUACCUCUGCCUGCCCAAGAGCGCUGUCAUCUACAUCAGCAAGGACGGCGAGCCGGUGCCGAUGCCGGACCCCGUCCCUCCCGUCCCCGCCGUCCAGCUGAACCAGCCUCAGCCUCCGCGCACGUCCUCAGUCGGAUCGCAGAGGAUCACCUACACCAGCCAGACCAUCCGCUGCGCGACGGGGUUCGCUGCAGAGGAGAACGUCUGCAGAGACAUAGAUGAAUGCGCAACAGGUAGACACACUUGUGGACCUGAACAGACGUGCUACAACACCAGAGGCUCCUACACCUGCCAGUGUCCUCUGGGCUACCAACGGAACGGAGACCACUGCGUGGACAGAGACGAGUGUGCCCUGACCCACUACUGCAUGCACAGAUGUGUGAACACACAGGGCUCGUACUACUGUGAGUGCAACGCGGGUCACAAGUUGGCCAGCAACAACCACAGCUGUGUUGAUGUGAAUGAAUGCGAUGUGCAGAGUCCCUGUCAGCACCACUGCUACAACCUGAUUGGCUCCUUCCUCUGCCAGUGUGACCAGGGAUACGAGCUGGCUCAAGACGCCGUCUCCUGCCAAGACAUCGAUGAGUGCAGCUUCUCCAGCUACAUGUGUCAGUACCAGUGCAUCAACAGCCCAGGGAGCUACUCCUGCGAGUGUCCAGACGGAUAUCAGCUCCAGGGAAACAGGCUGUGUCAAGACAUAAAUGAGUGUGAGACGGGGACCCAUAACUGCCAAGAUGAUGAAAUGUGCUGGAACUAUUACGGAGGCUUCCGCUGCUAUCCCAGAAACCCCUGCGAGGCGCCUUACACCAAAACCUCAGAAAAUCGCUGCAUCUGCCGGUCUCAGACCGAGUGCCAGGGUCUCCCACCGUCAAUUGUCUACAAAUACAUGAGCAUCCAGGCGGAGCGGACUGUGCCGGCGGACAUCUUCCAGAUCCAGGCCACCAACAUCUACGCCAACACACACAACACCUUCAGGAUCAAAGCUGGGAACGAGGGAGGAGAAUUCUUUCUGCGACGUUCCAGCAAUGUGAGCGCCAUGCUGGUGCUCACCAAGCCUCUGUCGGGCCCCAGGGAGUACGUCGUGGACCUGGAGAUGGUCACUCACCAUGUGACCAUGAACUACCGCUCCAGCUCGCUGCUGCGGCUCACCGUCAUAGUCGGGCCCUACGCCUUCUGAGCGCCGCAGAUCCCAGCAGCCCAAAAAUAAGUCUGGUUCAGCAAACAUAGCAGUGUAACACAGCAGAUGCCUGUAUCAGCAUAACAUACUGUACAUUUUCAUACAAUACAUGCAUAUGACAUAUAACAUAGGCUGUGCCAGACUCAUACAGCAGCACAGCAGUUCUCAUAGGCUUGCUCAUGACAGACCGACCCCAUGCUGUGAUGUGACCACUGGGCAUCUUUUUCUCUCGAUGUGCGGGGAAGCAUUUUGAUGAAAGGGUUUGUGAUGAAACAACUUUUGACUUUAAGUGCUUGAAGUGGACUUGGGAAAGAUGCUGGACGCAGCAGUCACUGCUGCUUCCAGACAGAGCCGAUGCACUCAGGAAAAGAGGCCUAGUGGACACACAUCCUCACUGUGAUGGAUUUUUGUUGCAGCUGUACCUACAUUUAUCACUUUGUUCGGACCAGAACUGCUUACAAUAACCUGUGUGUGCAUCAGAGGAGAGAGAAAUCACUUUUUUUUUUAAUCUAUAUAAAUGUACAUGAUGAAUAUCCAAUAUGAGCAGCUUUUGAUACAAAAAAUAAUUCACAGACUUUGUAAAUCACAGCUUGUGUUGAUAAAUGUUGUAGGGGUUAGUGCUGCUGCGCCACUCUGUUUGUGCAAGUUUCUGUAUAGUUUUACUCAUGAGUAAUAAUUUCCAGAGAAGUCCAGAACAGUUCAGAAGUGUAAAGGGAGGGAAUUUGCCUGUGAGUUGAGAGAGUACUAAACUUUGCAUGACAACAGGCUUGAUGCUGGUAGGCUUUACUCGCAGGAGUUAAGUCAUGUACAUACCCAGGUACCCUGUGUGUGUGGAUGUUUGUGUGUGUGUGUGUGUGUGUGUGUGUGUGUGUGUGUGUGUGCGCGCGUGUGUGUGUUAUGCAAGUGAGUGAAAGUGUGAAACACAGAGGGAGAGAAAGGGAAAGAGUGAGAAAGAGCUUGUUCGGUUCGGUGGAUGUGGUCGAGCUGUUUAUGCGUUUCUGUGAUGCCAUCCCCGCGGUCACUGAGGCAAUAGCAAGCGAUUUUUGAACUCGAGAACACGCGCAGGAAAUGACGGCUUUCAUCACGACACACCUCGGCUAAUCGACCGCUCGUUGGUGCCACGCUGAUUCUCCAGAGGAACGGCUGGGCUUUUUCUAAUGUCGGUCCCAGACAAGAAGUCACACUGGCACCAGGCUGGCUUGCGUGAUAAACAUAAUUACAGUGCUUUGCCCUGUAGCUGGUUGGUGUGUGUGUAUGUGUGUGACACAGGGGAUUAUUAAAGUGUUAAUACAAUGCCACCACACUUUUUGGCAGAAUGAGAAAUCUUUCACUACCUGCUUUGCUUUCUUUUCAUGACUCCACGUGUCAGCUCUGGCUUAUUGCUGAAACAUUGUACACUGUCGACUGAAAACCACAUUGAAACCAGCUUGUUGUCACCACUCCAAGUGUAGAGAGUUCUCCGUGUUUGCCUCAAACUCCUUUUAUGUGGUUUCAGCAUAGUGCCUUAGAGGUAAAUGUUACACUAAUCUUACCGUUCAUGCUGUCAAGACUGUUAACUUCCUUCAAUGAAAUGCCUUAAUGUCUUUUUUUCUUCUAUUUAAAAUAUAUUUUGUCAUAUGUACCUUAUAUUGAUUGUACUCUGAAGAGCAAAAGUUAUAUUGUUGAAUAAAAAAUGAUGGAUAAAUGGGG